AUGGACGACCGCUUGCACCGGUUUUCAGGCGUUGGAACGAGGCGUUGGACGGACACGGAGCGCCGCCUUGAGGUCUUUAGCGCGUUCGAGCGCCUCCACGCCGGACGCGGAGGCGAUGCGCACUUCCAGAAGCUGGAGACGACGGUGUCUGAGAAGCCCUUCGAGCCGUUGGGGGACAUCUGUCCCGAGGCCGAGAUCGAGCAGAAGGUCAGCAUCGUCUCCUCCGAGUCCUCGGCUCCCCAGAUCUCUCAGACCAGGCGAAUGUCUGAUGGAAAGAAAGGCCGGGACGUCGAGAUGGCUGGAGCACUGAGCACCACGCCCAGCGCCAUGCUGGCCCACGGUGGGCAACUGGGCUUUCAAAAGUUUGUGAGCCGCACCAGUCGCUACAUCGACAUGAUCGCUGGAAUUCUGGUGUUGCUGAACUCUAUGGUGAUGAUGUUGGAGUUGGAGAUGGAGGGCAGAGCUGUUGGCUUCAUCCUAGGCCAUGAGGCGACGGCCAUCGGAAUCUCAGGUCUGGGUGACGGUUCCACCUGGAGCUUGGCAGAUGUGGAACCCACCUUCCAGGUCUUGGACACGGCCUUCGUCUACAUCUUCUUGUUGGAGUUGCUGCUGCGAAUCCUGGCCGAAGGGCGCCAGUUCUUUCGUGACUGCGCCAACUGGUUCGACACUGUGCUGGUGAUCGUUGGCUUGGUAGACGUGUGGAUCAUCGUGCCGUUUGCCUCCGGUGGGGGCACCAGCGACCCGCAGAACAUCAUGAUGAUGCGUCUCUUCCGGGCGGUGAAGUGCCUUCGUGCCAUCCGGAUGGUGCGCACCUUUCGGCUCUUCCGGGGACUGAACCUCCUCGUCAAGGCCUGCCAAUGCUUUCUGCCGUCGUUGGGCUGGUCGAUGGUGCUCCUGGUGGUCUUCAUGUCGAUGGGCACGCUGAUCAUGGGGAACCUACUGCGUGACUUCAUAAUGGAUAGCUCGAAGAGCCUGGAGGACCGCGUCUGGAUUUGGAAUCGCUACGGCGCUGCCUACCGUGCGAUGUGGACCCUCUACGAGGUGACCUUUGCCGGCAAUUGGCCGACCAAUGCUAGGCCAGUGCUGGAAAGGGUCAGCCACUCCUAUGUGUUUUUCUUCAUUGUCUAUAUCACCAUCAUAGUAUUUGCGGUCAUUCGUGUGAUCUCCGCAAUCUUUUUGAAAGAUACUCUUGACGCGGCGCAGAAUGAUGCAGAGGCCUUGGUGGUUGACAGGCUAAGCAAGAAGGCCUCCUACGUCCGCAAGCUGGAGCAGAUUUUUAAGGCCAUUGACAACACAUCCGAUGGAAUGGUCACAGAGGAGAAGUUGUCCACCAUACUGGCCAAUCCAAUGGUCGUGGCUUAUUUUCAAACCUUAGACGUCGAUGUGAUGGACAGCACCGCGCUCUUUCACCUGAUUGACAACGGUCACUGGCAUUCUAUCAGGUCGUCAGGACGUGUUUUUUCCCUACUCGUCCAAGCCAGGUCGAGAUGA
Molecule: messenger RNA, 1491 nt
Organism: Durusdinium trenchii
Lineage: Eukaryota; Dinophyceae; Suessiales; Symbiodiniaceae
Source: the annotation of a GenBank genome assembly